Molecule: messenger RNA, 10721 nt
Organism: Coregonus sp. 'balchen'
Lineage: Eukaryota; Metazoa; Chordata; Actinopteri; Salmoniformes; Salmonidae
Source: the annotation of a GenBank genome assembly
GCCUACUCGCCGCGGCAUUUUUUUUCAUCAUCACUGGAUACGAAUGCGUCGGAAGUCCUCGUCUGUGUUUACCUACAAGACAUUUCAUUCUACGUGCCUUAUGCUGUAGGAGACCGUAACUUAGGCUAACUGACUGUGAGUAAAAUACAAUGUUGUUUAUUCAAGAGUUUUCCUCGCCAAAUAUUAUUUAUAGGCUACAGGUUGACAAUGGCGACCAAUAACAUGGAGUUUGCUUUCAUCUAGUUCCAGGUUCCAGAUUGGUCAUGUCUCGUCGACGUUGACGGGACUAGAGAUUCGUUUUGCCCCUAUCAAGGUCCUUCGAAUCCAACGUAGAAUCGUACAUUAUUUACAAACGUUGUUGUUAUCGAAGUCCACUCAAUAGCAAGGCAGUAGAGAAGAGAGCACCCGUCUGCAUCGCGGAGGUGGACACCGGCCAUAACGGGACCGUACCGGAGACAUACACCGCAGAUUCGGAACUGUGCCGCAAGCCACAUAAUAGGUUAUAAUUUGCUGACUCUUGGAUGCCUGGAAUAACCUACCGUAAACGGCAAAAAAAUAGCCCCUGCUCCUCAUUAUAAAAUGACAACCUCGGACAGUGACAAGUGCUGGCGGGAGUGCAUGGAUGUUGCUGUAGAAGUUGCAUUUAGAGUUGGUAAGGUAAGUCAAGUGUUACUUGGUUCCACCCCCUCCAGGUGUGUGCUAUAUGUUACUUGGUUCCACCCCCUCCAGGUGUGCAUUAUAUGUUACUUGGUCCCGCCCCCUCCAGGUGUGUGCUAUAUGUUACUUGGUCCCGCCCCCUCCAGGUGUGUGCUAUAUGUUACUUGGUCCCGCCCCCUCCAGUUAUGCAUUAUAUGUUACUUGGUCCCGCCCCCUCCAGAUGUGCAUUAUAUGUUACUUGGUCCCGCCCCCUCCAGGUGUGCAUUAUAUGUUACUUGGUCCCGCCCCCUCCAGGUGUGUGCUGUAUGUUACUUGGUUCCACCCCCUCCAGGUGUGUGCUAUAUGUUACUUGGUCCCGCCCCCUCCAGGUGUGUGCUAUUAUGUUCCUUUGUCCCGCCCCCUCCGGUAUGCAUAGAUGUUACUUGUACCGCCCCAUCCAGAUGUGCAUUAUAUGUUACUGUCCCGCCCCCUCCAGGUGUGCCUAUAUGUUACUUGGUCCCGCCCCCUCCAGGUUGCUGUUGCUUGUAUUUUACUUGGUUCCCACCACCCCCUCCAGGUGCAUGUGCCUCAAUGUUACUUGUCCCGCCCCUCCAGGUGUUGUGCUUAUAUGUUACUUGGUUCCACCCCCUCCAGGUGUGUGCUAUAUGUUACUUGGUUCCCCCCCCUCCCAGGUGUGUUGCUAUAUGUUUACUGGUUCCACCCCCUCCAGGUGUGUGCUAUAUGUUACUUGGUCCCACCCCCUCCAGGUGUGCAAUUAUAUGUUACUUUGGUUCCCACCCCCUCCAGGUGUGUGCUAUAGGUUACUUGGUUCCCACCCCCUCCAGGUGUGUGCUAUAUGUUUACUUGGUCCCGCCCCCUCCAGGUGUGUGCUAUAUGUAACUUGGUCCCCGCCCCUCCAGGUGUGUGGCUAUAUGUUUAGCUUGGUCCCACCCCCUCCAGGUGUGCAUUAUAUGUUACUUGGUCCACCCCCUCCAGUGUGGUGCUAUAUGUUACUUGGUUCCACCCCUCCAGUGUGUGCUAUGGUUUACGUGGUCCCGCCCCCCUCCAGGUGUGUGCUAUAUGUACUUGGUCCCGCCCCCUCCAUGGUGUGUGCUAUAUGUUUACUGGUUCCGCCCCCUCCAGGUGGGUGCUAUAUGUUUUACUUGGUCCGCCCCACCAUGGUGUGGUGCUAUAUGUUACUUGGGUUCCACCCCCUCCAGGUGUGUGCUGUAUGUUACUUGGUUCCACCCCCUCCAGGUGUGUGCUAUAUGUUACUUGGUUCCCGCCCCCUCCAGGUGUGUGCUAUAUGUUACUGGUUCCACCCCUCCAGGUGUGUGCUAUGUUACUUGGUUCCACCCCCUCCAGGUGUGUGCUAUAUGUUACUUGGUUCCGCCCCCUCCAGGUGUGUGCUAUAUUAUGUUACUUGGUUCCCGCCCCCUCCAGGUGUGUGCUAUAUGUUAAUUGGUUCCGCCCCCUCCAGGUGUUGCUAUAUGUUACUUGGUCCACCCCCUCCAGGUGUGUGCUAUAUGUUACUUGGUCCACCCCCCUCCAGGUGUGUGCUAUAUGUAACUUGGUCCCGCCCCCUCCAGGUGUGUGCUAUUCUUACUUGGUCCUGCCCCCUCCAGGUGUGUGCUAUAUGUUACUUGGUUCCACCCCCUCCAGGUGUGUGCUAUAUGUUACUUGGUCCCGCCCCCUCCAGGUGUGUGCUAUAUGUUACUUGGUUCCACCCCCUCCAGGUGUGUGCUAUAUGUUACUUGGUCCCGCCCCCUCCAGGUGUGUGCUAUAUGUACUUGGUCCCGCCCCUCCAGGUGUGUGCUAUAUGUUACUUGUUCCACCCCCUCCAGGUGUGUGCUAUAUGUUACUUGUGUCCCCCCCUCCAGGUGUGUGCUAUAUGUUACUUGGUUCCGUCCCCCUCCAGGUGUGUGCUAUAUGUUACUUGGUCCACCCCCUCCAGGUGUGUGCUAUAUGUUACUUGGUUCCCCCCUCCAGGUGUGCAUAUAUGUUACUUGGUCCCAACCCCUCCAGGUGUGUGCUAUAUGUUACUUGGUUCCACCCCUCCAGGUGUGUGCUAUAUGUUACUUGGUUCCGCCCCUCCAGGUGUGUGCUAUAUGUUACUUGGUUCCACCCCUCCAGGUGUUGCUAUAUGUUACUUGGUUCCCCCCUCCAGGUGUGUGCUAUAUGUUACUUGGUCCCGCCCCCUCCAGGUGUGUGCUAUAUGUUACUUGGUUCCGCCCCCUCCAGGUGUGUGCUAUAUGUUACUUGGUCCCGACCCCUCCAGGUGUGUGCUAUAUGUUACUUGGUCCCGCCCCCUCCAGGUGUGUGCUAUAUUUACUUGGUUCCGCCCCCUCCAGGUGUGCAUAUAUGUUACUUGGUCCCGCCCCCUCCAGGUGUGUGCUAUAUUUACUUGGUUCCACCCCUCCAGGUGUGUGCUAUAUGUUACUUGGUCCCGCCCCCUCCAGGUGUGUGCUAUAUGUAACUUGGUCCCGCCCCCUCCAGGUGUGUGCUAUAUGUUACUUGGUUCCACCCCCUCCAGGUGUGUGCUAUAUGUUACUUGGUUCCACCCCCUCCAGGUGGUGCUAUAUGUUACUUGGUCCACCCCCUCCAGGUGUGUGCUAUAUGUUACUUGGUCCAGCCCCCUCCAGGUGUGUGCUAUAUGUUACUUGGUUCCGCCCCCUCCAGGGUGUGCUAUAUGUAACUUGGUCCCGCCCCCUCCAGGUGUGUGCUAUAUGUUACUUGGUCCACCCCCUCCAGGUGUGUGCUAUAUGUUACUUGGUUCCACCCCCUCCAGGUGUGUGCUAUAUGUUACUUGGUCCCGUCCCCUCCAGGUGUGUGCUAUAUCGUUACUUGGUCCCGCCCCUCCAGGUGUGUGCUAUAUGUUACUUGGUUCCGCCCCCUCCAGGUGUGUGCUAUAUGUUACUUGGUUCCACCCCCUCCAGGUGGUGCUAUAUGUUACUUGGUCCCGCCCUCCAGGUGUGUGCUAUAUGUACUUGGUCCCGCCCCUCCAGGUGUGUGCUAUAUGUUACUUUGUUCCACCCCUCCAGGUGUGUGCUAUAUGUUACUUGGUUCCACCCCUCCAGGUGUGUGCUAUAUGUUACUUGGUUCCGCCCCUCCAGGUGUGUGCUAUAUGUUACUUGGUUCCACCCCUCCAGGUGUGCUAUAUGUUACUUGGUUCCCCCCCUCCAGGUGUGCAUAUAUGUUACUUGGUCCGCCCCCUCCAGGUGUGUGCUAUAUGUUACUUGGUUCCCGCCCCCUCCAGGUGUGUGCUAUAUGUUACUUGGUUCCCGUCCCCUCCAGGUGUGUGCUAUAUGUUACUUGGUCCCGUCCCCUCCAGGUGUGUGCUAUAUGUUACUUGGUUCCGCCCCCUCCAGGUGUGUGCUAUAUGUUACUUGGUUCCACCCCCUCCAGGUGUGUGCUAUAUGUUACUUGGUUCCACCCCCUCCAGGUGUGCUAUAUGUUACUUGGUCCCGCCCCUCCAGUGUGUGCUAUAUGUACUUGGUUCCACCCCCUCCAGGUGUGUGCUAUAUGUUACUUGGUCCCGCCCCCUCCAGGUGUGUGCUAUAUGUUACUUGGUGUCCACGCCCCUCCAGGUGGUGCUAUAUGUUACUUGGUUCCACCCCCUCCAGGUGUGUGCUAUAUGUUACUUGGUUCCGCCCCCUCCAGGUGUGUGCUAUAUGUUACUUGGUUCCAGCCCCCUCCAGGUGUGUGCUAUAUGUUACUUGGUCCGCCCCCUCCAGGUGUGUGCUAUAUGUUACUUGGUUCCGCCCCCUCCAGGUGUGUGCUAUAUGUUACUUGGUCCCGCCCCCUCCAGGUGUGUGCUAUAUGUUACUUGGUCCGCCCCUCCAGGUGUGUGCUAUAUGUUACUUGGUUCCCCCCCUCCAGGUGUGUGCUAUAUGUUACUUGGUUCCGCCCCUCCAGGUGUGUGCUAUAUGUUACUUGGUCCCGCCCCCUCCAGGUAUGCAUUAUAUGUUACUUGGUCCCGCCCCCUCCAGGUGUGUGCUAUAUGUUACUUGGUUCCCCCCCCUCCAGGUGUGUGCUAUAUGUUACUUGGUCCCGCCCCCUCCAGGUGUGUGCUAUAUGUUACUUGGUCCCGCCCCCUCCAGGUGUGUGCUAUAUGUUACUUGGUCCCGUCCCCUCCAGGUGUGUGCUAUAUGUUACUUGGUUCCACCCCUUCCAGGUGUGUGCUAUAUGUUACUUGGUCCCGCCCCCUCCAGGUGUGUGCUAUAUGUUACUUGGUCCCGCCCCCUCCAGGUAUGUGCUAUAUGUUACUUGGUCCCCCCCUCCAGGUGUGUGCUAUAUGUUACUUGGUUCCACCCCCUCCAGGUGUGUGCUAUAUGUUACUUGGUUCCACCCCCUCCAGGUGUGUGCUAUAUGUUACUUGGUUCCACCCCCUCCAGGUGUGUGCUAUAUGUUACUUGGUUCCGCCCCCUCCAGGUGUGUGCUAUAUGUUACUUGGUUCCCCCCCUCCAGGUGUGUCUAUGUACUUGGUCCCCCCUCGUGGUGUAUGUUACUUGUCCCGCCCCCUCCAGGUGUGUGCUAUAUGUUACUUGGUCCGCCCCCUCCAGGUGAUGCAUAUAUGUUACUUGGUCCCGCCCCCUCCAGGUGUGUGCUAUAUGUUACUUGGUCCCGCCCCUCCAGGUGUGUGCUAUAUGUUACUUGGUCCCGUCCCCUCCAGGUGUGUGCUAUAUGUUACUUGGUUCCACCCCCUCCAGGUGUGUGCUAUAUGUUACUUGGUCCGCCCCCUCCAGGUGUGUGCUAUAUGUUACUUGGUCCCGCCCCCUCCAGGUUGUGCUAUAUGUUACUUGGUCCCGCCCCUCCAGGUGUGUGCUAUAUGUUACUUGGUUCCCCCCCUCCAGGUGUUGCUAUAUGUUACUUGGUCCCGCCCCCUCCAGGUGUGUGCUAUAUGUUACUUGGUUCCCGCCCCCUCCAGGUGUGUGCUAUAUGUUACUUGGUCCCGCCCCCUCCAGGUGUGUGCUAUAUGUUACUUGGUUCCGCCCCCUCCAGGUGUGUGCUAUAUGUUACUUGGUCCCGCCCCCUCCAGGUGUGUGCUAUAUGUUACUUGGUCCCGCCCCCUCCAGGUGGUGCUAUAUGUUACUUGGUCCCGCCCCCUCCAGGUGUGUGCUAUAUGUUACUUGGUCCACCCCCUCCAGGUGUGUGCUAUAUGUUACUUGGUCCCGCCCCUCCAGGUGUGUGCUAUAUGUUACUUGGUCCGCCCCCUCCAGGUGCUGUGCUAUAUGUACUUGGUCCCGCCCCCUCCAGGUGUGUGCUAUAUGUUACUUGGUCCCGCCCCCUCCAGGUGGUGCUAUAUGUUACUUGGUCCCGCCCCCUCCAGGUGUGUGCUAUAUGUUACUUGGUUCCCGCCCCCUCCAGGGUGUGCUAUAUGUUACUUGGUUCCACCCUCCAGGCUGUGUGCUAUAUGUUACUUGGUCCCGCCCCCUCCAGGUAUUGCAUUAUUGUUACUUGGUCCCGCCCCCUCCAGGUAUGCAUUAUAUGUUACUUGGUCCCGCACCCUCCAGGUGUGUGCUAUAUGUUACUUGGUCCCGCCCCCUCCAGGUGUGUGCUAUAUGUUACUUGGUUCCGCCCCCUCCAGGUGUGUGCUAUAUGUUACUUGGUUCCACCCCCUCCAGGUGUGUGCUAUAUGUUACUUGGUUCCGCCCCCUCCAGGUGUGUGCUAUAUGUUACUUGGUUCCACCCCCUCCAGGUGUGUGCUAUAUGUUACUUGGUUCCCGCCCCCCUCCAGGUGUGUGCUAUAUUUACUUGGUUUCCGCCACUCCAGGCUGUCUGCCUUAUGUUACUUGGUUCCCGCCCCCUUCCAGUGUUGGUUGUGCUAUAUGUUACUUGGUUCCACCCCCUCCAGGUGUUUGUAUUUUUUAAUAUGUUAAUUGGUCCGCCCCCUCCAGUGUCGCUUAUAUGUUACUUGGUUCCGCCCCCUACAGCUGUGUGCUAUAUGUUACUUGGUUCCCGCACCCCUCCAGGUGUGUGCCUAUAUGUUACUUGGUCCGCCCACUCCAGUGUGUGCUAUAUGUUACUUGGUUCCCACCCCCUCCAGUGUGGUGCUAUAUGUUACUUGGUCCACCCCCUCCAGGUGUGCCUUAUAUGUUACUUGGUUCCGCCCCAUCCAGGUGUGUGCUAUAUUGUUACUUGGUCCACGCCCCCCUCCAGGUGUGUGCUAUAUGUUACUGGUUCCCGCCCCACUCCAGGUGUGUGCUAUAUGUUACUUGGUCCCGCCCCCUCAGGUGUGUUGCAUAUGUUACUUGGUCCCGCCCCCUCCAGGUGUGUGCUAUAUGUUACUUGGGUCCACCCCUCCAGGUGUGUGCUAUAUGUUACUUGGUCCCACCCCCUCCAGGUGUGCAUUAUAUGUUACUUGGUCCCGCCCCCUCCAGGUGUGUGCUAUAUGUUACUUGGUCCCGCCCCCUCCAGGUAGUGCAGGAGGCGGUGAAGCACGAGAAGAACGUGAGUACCAAGAGCACGCCAACCGACCUGGUAACGGAGGCCGACCAGCAGGUGGAGGAGCUCAUCAUCUCCACCCUCAGGGACAAGUUCCCCUCGCACAGGUACGCAGUGGGAUCUUCCAAUGGUAUCUCCUCAACACAGGGGGGGUUACAUUUUGGCUCCCAACUAGCCCCUGCCCUCUGCCACAGGUGUCAAACUCAUUCUACGGAGGAGUGUGUGCGGGUUUUCACUCCUCCCUUGUACUUCAAAUCAAAUCAAAAUAAAAUUUUAUUGGUCACAUGCGCCGAAUACAACAGGUGCAGACAUUACAGUGAAAUGCUUACUUACAGCCCUUAACCAACAGUGCAUUUAUUUUUAACAAAAAAAGUAAAAAUAAAACAACAACAAAAAAAGUGUUGAGAAAAAAAGAGCAGAAGUAAAAUAAAAUAACAGUAGGGAGGCUAUAUAUACAGGGAGGCUAUAUAUACUUGAUUGAUGAAUUAAGGUCACUAAUAAGUAAUGAACUGCCCUCAACUGGUUUUCUAGGUCUUAAUUGAAAGGACACUAGGCCAGCGUUUCCCAAACUCUGUUCUGGGGACCCCAAGUGGUACGCGUUUUGGUUUUUGCCCUAGCAUUACACAGCUGAUUCAAAUAAUCAAAGCUUGAUGAUUAGUUGAAUCAGCUGUGUAGUGCUUCGGCAAAAACCAAAACGCGUACCACUUGGGGUCCCCAGAACAGAGUUCGGGAAACCCUGCACUAGGCCUUCCAUGUAAUGAGUUUGACACGUCUGCGCUAGGCCCUCUGCGUUUACACAGCUGAAAGACCUCUUUAGGCCUCUAAUCAUGACAGUGCUGAGUGUCAGGGAAUGAUGCACGCAUGGCAUUCACACGCUGUAUUUGGUGAACUUGUGACAGGUUCAUCGGAGAGGAGUCGUCUGCAGCCGGGGAGAAAUGCAUCCUCACAGACAGCCCCUCCUGGAUCAUAGACCCUAUCGAUGGCACCUGUAACUUUGUUCACAGGUACAAUGACAGUUUCCAACAGCAAUAUCUACGACAGCCAUUUCCUCAGAUUAGGGAUUUGGAACUAUACAUGUUGAAAUAAACAUAGUAAAUAAAGAAAAUAUUAAUACUCUGUUAUCGAUAGAAUAGCAUCACCAAAGAUUUAGGCUAUUGAUGAUGUACUUGAUUUUCUCAGUUUCCCCAUGGUUGCAGUUAGCAUUGGUUUUGCUGUGAAGAAAGAGGUAAGCAUGAGAAGUGUGGGUGAACAGAAUUGACCAAGUAAAAAAUAUUACUAUUAAAAGGGUAUUAAUUUGUAUUCUAAUGUAGCUUGAGUUUGGAGUGAUAUACCAUUGCUUCGAUGGAACAUUAUACACAGCAAGAAAAGGCCACGGGGCAUUUUGCAAUGGUGUAAGGAUCCAAGUAUCAAAGGAAAAAGGUAAGUCAACUUCUCCUUACCGCUUUGUGUGAUGCACCCACAUGUUCAUAGUGGAUUGUAAUGCCAUAUGUUAAACUAGGGGUCGGCAACCCUGUUCCUGGAGUGCCACAGGUACUGCAGGAUUUUGUUCCAACUAGGCACCACACCUGACCAACUGAGCUAAUGGAUCAGUUCAGUGAUUGACUAAAUGUAACACACCUGGCCUUCCAGGUCGGUUAAAUCAAAAACAUGAACCCCAGGACCAGGCUUGCCUACCCCUGUGUUAAAGUAACAAGGGAAGCAGCUGAAACAAGCAAUUGUACCAUGCAGCAUUAUCAAACGUUAGCUUGAUUGAUUUAAGUUAUCGAUUUUUUUUGGUUUACUAAGAUGUUCUGUAUCCAUUAUCCUAAUCUGAAGCUGUUUUUCUAUUCCCAACGACUGAUAGAUGUCUCCAAGGCGCUCAUUUUGACCGAGAUCGGAGCCAAGCGGGACCCAGCAACACUCAACAUCUUCUCAGGGAACAUCAUGAAGUUACUGAGUGCACCAGCUCAUGGGUACCCACUGACUGUUUCAGUGGUCAUUCUGGGUCAUGUUCAUUAGGCACGAAACGGAAGAAAACAGACUAAAACAGGGUUGCAAAACAUUAUCAACUGUUUUUCUGUUGUGUUACCUGAUGAACAUGACCCGGGUCUAAUGGGCCUCAUAUCAGGGUCUAGUCUGUACCUUUACGAUCCAAUGGCAAUACAGUGAUGUAUUUUGGCCUUAGACUUUCCUUGAAUAGCCUGGUCCCAGGUCUGUUUGGGCUUUGUCUUCAAUGCAUAUGUGGCCAUUGUCAUGCCAAACAUGACUAUAGAGCAUAAACAGAUCUGGGACCAGGGGCCGUAUAUCUCAAACGUCUCGGAGUGGGAGUGCUGGUUUAGGAUCAGUUUUGCCUUUUUUGGAUCACAAUGAAUAAGAUUACAUGGAUAGGGGGGAUCUGACCCUAGAUCAGCACUCUUACUCUGAGACACUUGGCUACUCCGUGUGUUCCAGGGUGAGGAUCAUCGGCAGCUCCACCCUGGCCCUGUGUCUGAUAGCCACGGGCGCGGCUGAGGCCUAUUACCAGUACGGCCUGCACUGCUGGGACAUCGCCGCUGCCGCUGUCAUCAUCCGAGAGGCCGGGGGAGUCGUCAUAGACACCACAGGUGGGGGUUCUAGAAUAGACUACAAUACAAUAGAUUAUUUGACUCCCUGUCAAUGAUGGGUGAUAGGGAUCGGUUUCACAAACACUCAAUGUUUAUUUCUAUAAGGCUUAUAAUUUGUACUGUAUGUCCCCCUGUAUUCUGGUCUCAAACUGAGCUCAUCUGAAUGGUUGUCCUGGAGGAGGCAGUGAUGAGAUGGGUAUAUUAGCUAGAGCUUUCACUUGAGCAAAUAACUAAUGAGGUCCCACAGAAUGCAAAAACGCAUGCUGUUAUUAUGGAAAAGUCCCUAGGGUAUUAUUGAAUCAGUUCUUAUUGGCUGUCAUUAUUGUGAUAGACACGGUAACUUUUAAAAAGAGAAUGUACCAUUUCUGAUAUUUCAUAGUAUAGUUGCUAUCUCUUGAGUAAUGACGUAUGGACUGUGCCCUUCCGAAGCCUAUUGUGAGGCUGAGCUUGCUAUCCGGCUGAAGAAGUGGCUGGCCGUCUGCCUCGUUCAUCUCUUCUUCCCAAGGCCCGGGGUGUUGCACAAAAGGACCACUGUUGAGAGACGGAGGGACUGGGCGUGAGGUCGGGAUCAUGUGGUCAGCUGCUGUGUGCUGCCGUUCAGUCUCUGGCAGUCCCGAGAGAACAAGGGCCCUCUGAGGCCUCGGCCUGCCUUGGCCUGGCCUAUCAGCUCCUUCCCUGUAAUGUAGGAGAAGACUCCAUUUUACCUUUCAACCAGUUCCAACGGUCUAGUAGUGGGCCGCAGUGGUGCCUGAAUGGAAAUUUGAUUGAAAUAGUUUUAGAUUUGAUUUGUGAGUGAGGAGGGUUAGGACUGAUUCAUGUAUUUAUAGUUUCAUGUAUUUAUAGUUUGUUUAUAGUUGAUUUGAAUGUGGUUAUGAGUGUGUUUUUGAUGGAUGUUGGAGUUACAUAAGAUGUGUUUUUUUUGUUCCAGGGGGUCCUCUCGACCUCAUGUCCCGAAGAGUGGUCGCUGCAGGAACCCACGAGAUGGCCAAUUACGUCGUCCAGCAACUGCAGCCUAUCAGCUACAAGCGGGACGACAGUGACCCAGGUGUGCAAAAGUAA